This is a messenger RNA of Triticum urartu, 1861 nucleotides long. RefSeq lists its product as uncharacterized. Lineage: Eukaryota; Viridiplantae; Streptophyta; Magnoliopsida; Poales; Poaceae. The record is from RefSeq and is a predicted model, not a curated record. Gene Ontology annotation, molecular function: metal ion binding.
UCCAUCUCCAACUCCAUGCACACCGGCCGGAAUAGUAGUAGUAGUACAUCUAUCAGUCGAUCGAUCAUCGUCACCGCCCCGUCAUUCAUUCAUUUGGAAUGUAGCCACCUACCUUUGAAUUUCUUCGGGGAUCCCUUCCAUAUGCUUCUGCUUCUGUUCUGAGUAGCACUAUAAGUUGGACGGACCUCCUGCCUCCACACCCCAAGCUAGCCUUGCUCAUCUCAUUCCCUCCCUUGUGCCUCUAGCAACUCAAUUCCAUUUACAUUUGCAUUUGCAUGCCUACACACAUCUUGCAUUCACUACUACCUCAACACUUACCACUCCACCCUAGCUAAGCUAGCUUCACCUCCAACACAAAAUCAUCAAUUGCAUCACCAUGGGCGAGCAAGUAGCCACCAAGGAGGAGGCCAACAACAAGGAAGCAUCGCCUGCACCGGCACCGGCAGAGGAGAAGAAGGAUGAAGCAGCACCACCACCAGCCGACCAAGACCCAAACAAGGAGGAACCACCAGCUGACCCACCGUCCCCUCCGCCGCCGGUGCCGGUGAUCCUGGGCGUCGAGCUGCACUGCACGGGCUGCGCCAAGCGGAUCAGGCGCUCCCUGCUCCGCUGCAAGGGCGUCGAGACCGUCCACGUCGACAUGCCCGCCAACCAGGUCACCAUCAAGGGCGCCGUCGACCCGCAGGCCCUCUGCGACCGCCUCCGCGCCAAGACCAAGCGCGACGCCACCCUCAUCUCGCCUUUACCGCCGCCCCCUCCCCCCGAGGGCGAGGAGCCUGCGCCGCCCCCUCCCCCGCCGGCGCCGCUCGUCAGCGAGGCCCGCACCGUGGAGCUGCUCGUCAACAUGCACUGCGAGGCCUGCGCGCAGCAGCUGCAGACCAAGAUGAUGAGGAUGAAGGGGGUGGUGAGUGCCCAGACGGACCUCGCCGCCGGCAGGCUCACCCUCAGUACCACCGUGCAGGAUGACAAGAUUGUAGAGUACAUCCACCGACGGACUGGGAAGAUCGCCUCCGUCGUGCCGCCGCCGUCUCUGGAGCCGCCCAAGGAGGAGGAGCCACCCGCUGCUGCUGCGGAGCCCAGCAAGGAGGAAGCACCAGCCGACGCCGACGGCAAGAAAGAAGAGGCCGGCGAGAACAAGCCGGCUGAAGACGGCAAAGCUGCUGCAGAGGCCGGAGAGGAGAAGAAGGAAGGUGGUGGUGGUGCCGGCGAGGAGGACCAGAAGCCGGGGAAGCAAGAAGGUGUGGCGGUGGACGGCUUCCCGCCGGAGGAGAUGAUGAAGCGGAUGGUUUACUGGCCCUACGGCGGCGCACCAGGCGGCGGCAUCCACUACAAGAUGCACCCGGCCGACGCCGAGGAGGCCAUGAUGGCCAGGAGGAUGGCCAUGCACGCCAUGCCGCCGCCGCCGCACCACCACCACCACAACCCCUACGCCACGACCAUGAUGCACCAGCAGUGGGCGCCUCCACCGCCGCCGCCACCUCCGGGCAUGCCGAUGUACAACAGCUACAACUACGGCAGCAGCUACAUGAUGGAGCGGCCGCCGCAGAUGUUCAGCGACGAGAACCCCAACGCAUGCGUCAUCUCCUAGUCCUAGCUAUCUCGGAUCACCACAUGGGCCCAUGGCACGGAUAUGAGCUCAGCAUGUGAGCUUGGCCGGAUUAUUGGACCAUCCUCCAUAUACAUUUCUAUACUCCGAUUAUAUACUGCUGCGCAAUUAUAAGCAGUAGUUAUUGUACUACUAUUAGCUACGAAAUUAAAGGACAUUGGUCACGCUUGUAAGAUCGAUCUAUGAGGAUGUUAAGUAUAGUAUAUACACCAAUCCAAAAAUCAAUGGAUCGCCCUACUUUUAGUUUGCGAACAA